AUGGCCCUCGACUUACACGACGGGGUUCGUCCCCAACGACUCACCGUCUUCUCCCUCACCACCCUCCUUCUUCUCAGUCUCCUUGCCGCCCUCUCCCUGGCCUCCCCCGUUUCCCCCGGUGCUUCAUCCGACCACUCGACGAAGAACCCCCGGGCGGCCCCCACCGGCGACAAGUACCUUAUCGGCCUCGGCAAAGGCGACAUCACCGGCCCCGUCGUAGAGAUCAACUUCGCCGGAUACGCCGACUCCGAGCAAGUCGGCUCAGGUCUGCGCCAGAGGCUCUACAGCCGCGCUUUCAUUGUCGGUGACGUCUCUUCGCCCGCCGAUCGCUUCGUGUACCUCGUCAUCGACACGGCGGCGGGGGACACGGCCGUGCGGAACGGCAUUAUCGAGGGCGUCAAGGCUCUGGGCGGGGAUUAUGCAAAGUAUUACACGGGGAGGAACAUCGCGGUUACUGGAACCCACAGUCAUUCGGGGCCCGGUGGGUGGUGGAAUUAUUUGCUGCCGCAGAUUACGAGCUUGGGAUUUGAUAGGCAGGGGUAUCAGGCAAUCGUUGAUGGCGCUGUUCUCUCGAUCAAGAGAGCUCACGAUUCUCUUACGGAGGGCUACCUCGACAUUGGCACCACCGAAAUCUCAGACGGCGCCAUCAACCGCAGCCGCUGGUCCUACCUCGCCAACCCCGCCUCCGAACGCGCCCGCUACUCCGCCGAAACCGACACCACCAUGACCCUCCUGCGCUUCCGCCGCGCCUCCGACCUCAAGACCACCGGCGUGCUCACCUGGUACGCCGUCCACGGCACCUCCCUCCUGCAGAACAACACCCUCGUGGCCGGCGACAACAAGGGCGUCGCAGCGUGGCUGUUCGAGCGCGAGAUGACCCUCCGUGGAGGCGAUGGUGUGGUGGCCGAGAACUUCGUGGCUGGGUUCAGUCAGGCGAACGUUGGGGAUACGUCGCCGAAUGUGCUGGAUGCUUAUUGCGACGAUGGGAGCGGGCAGAUGUGUAAUUUGCAGGAUAGUACGUGUGCGGAUGGGAAGGUGCAGAGUUGUCAUGGGAGGGGGCCGGCGUUUGAGAAGGUGGAUUUUGGGACGUCGAGUUGUUUUGAGAUUGGGAGGAGGCAGUUUGCCGGUGCCUUGUCGAUCUUGGGCAACCUCGAAUCCCACGCUGUCCCCGUAACGGGCUCAACCGUCAAAUUCUUCCACUUCUACCACAACAUGGCAUUUUCCAAAUUCACUCUCCUCGACGGCACAGAAGCCACCACCUGUCCCGCCGCCCUCGGCUACUCCUUCGCCGCUGGAACCUCCGACGGCCCGGGCCACUUCGACUUCACCCAGGCCGACUCGGGAGACCCCGACGCGAACCCCGUCUGGGCCGUCAUCUCGGGCCUGCUGCGCUCGCCGUCGGCUCAGCAGAAGACGUGUCAGGAGCCUAAGCCCAUUUUGUUUGAUGUUGGCGAGAUGGAUGUGCCGUAUCCUUGGUCGCCGAAUAUUGUUGAUGUGCAGAUGCUUAGGGUGGGUCAGUUUGUUAUUAUUGUGAGUUCGGGUGAGGUUUCGACUAUGGCCGGACGGCGGUGGAGGGAGGCGGUCGGUACGGAGGUUGAGAGUAUUAUCGGGGAGGAACCGGUUGUCGUCAUCGGUGGACCGGCGAACACCUAUUCUCACUACAUCACCACCCCCGAAGAGUACGGCAUCCAACGCUACGAAGGCGCCUCAACCCUCUUCGGUCGACACACCCUCAACGCCUACAUCAACCUCACCGUCUCCGCAGCCCCCUAUCUCUCCCCCUCCUCCUCCAGCCAACCCCCCGUCGGCCCCACGCCCCCCGACAACCGCCAAAAGUCCCUCUCCUUCAUUACCAACGUCGUCCAAGACAACCCGCCCAUCGGCCGCUCCUUCGGCCAAUGCAUCACCCAGCCAUCAUCAAGCUACCCGCGCGGAUCCGUCGCCAAGGCCGUCUUCAUCGGCGCCAACCCGCGGAAUAACCUGCGGCUCGAGGCGACGUACGCGGCGGUAGAGAGGCGCGAGGAUAACGGGCAGUGGAAGAGGGUGAGGAGUGAUGCGGAUUGGUUCCUGACGUAUUCGUGGAAGAGGAAGGAUUGGCUUUUUGGUACGAGCGAGGUUACGCUUGAGUGGGAUACGAAGGAGGAUGGGAGGGGUGAUGUUGUGCCGGGGACGUAUCGGUUUAGGUAUUUUGGGGAUGCGAAGAGUUUGUUUGGGCCGGUUUCGUCGAUUGAGGGGGUGAGCAAUAGCUUUACUUUGACUUGA
Messenger RNA from Scedosporium apiospermum, 2262 nucleotides. Its product is annotated as Neutral/alkaline non-lysosomal ceramidase. The record is from RefSeq and is a predicted model, not a curated record. Gene Ontology annotation, molecular function: N-acylsphingosine amidohydrolase activity. The coding region runs from base 1 to 2262 and encodes 753 amino acids. The transcript is spliced from 4 exons. Gene Ontology annotation, biological process: sphingosine biosynthetic process; long-chain fatty acid biosynthetic process; ceramide catabolic process. Gene Ontology annotation, cellular component: extracellular region. NCBI's taxonomy places the organism in Eukaryota, Fungi, Ascomycota, Sordariomycetes, Microascales, Microascaceae.